CUGGGCUGAUUAGCGAUCAGUUGGUAUUCGGUACUGCGGAACAAAUAUCAAACUAGAUGAGUUUACCACAACAAAACCAUGUCGCCUGAUUAGGAGUUAUCAUGCCGUUAACAGCAGCCUGAGGUCAAAAAUUAGACCAUGACAUGCUUUCACAGAUCUUUUGAUUUGUUUGUUUAAUGUCAGUCUGCAUGUGAUGAUAUUAGAUGUUGUUAAGCGUUACGUGAUUGUUUGAUUGAAGUUGAGCAACAAGAUCUAGGUUAUCGAUCAGGUCAAUGUACCAAGAGAUCCAACCCGUCCUCAGGAGCAUAUCACCAGAUGUACGUGUUAGUGAUCUGUAGGGAAUAGAAACACGUACAGCUCGUUGGCUAACUGGCUAGAAAACCAAUCCAGUAAGAAGGAUCUGUUGGCAUCAACCAGUGACUGAUUGUAUAGGAUUUGUUGUUAAACAUCUUAAAGUGAGUCUGCGGUCGGAUCUUUAGUGGUUUUGCAGUUCUCCCGGGUGAUCGUUUGAAAUGGAUGACUUUAGCUCCAUCAGUCUGCUGUCUCUGGCUAUGCUGGUUGGCUGUUAUGUGGCUGGUACUAUUCCUCUGGCUGUCAACUUCUCUGAGGAGAAGCUCAAAUUGGUUACUGUAUUGGGCGCGGGACUGUUAUGUGGCACUGCACUGGCUGUCAUUAUUCCAGAGGGGGUUCAUGCACUCUAUGAGGAGAUGCUGGAAGGUGGGCACCAUCAUGGCCACGGGCAGGUAGAGGCAGAAGUUUCUGAGCCGAAGGUUGUAGAAGGAGUGGUGGGGCCCAGCGGUGAACAUGGCCAUGGUCACGAGCAGCUCCAUGCAUAUAUUGGGGUCUCUUUGGUACUGGGCUUUGUCUUCAUGCUGCUGGUGGAUCAAAUCGGCAGUUCUCACAUGCACAACAGUGAUGAUCCAGAGGCAGCGAGGGCUGCUAGCUCCAAGUUAACCACAACACUUGGAUUGGUUGUCCAUGCUGCAGCUGAUGGAGUUGCUCUUGGAGCUGCUGCGUCCACCUCUCAGACAAGCGUCCAGCUCAUUGUGUUUGUGGCCAUCAUGUUGCAUAAGGCCCCUGCUGCAUUUGGACUCGUGUCUUUUCUCAUGCAUGCGGGUUUAGAAAGAAAUCGCAUCCGGAAACAUCUGUUAGUCUUUGCCCUGGCAGCUCCUGCUUUGGCCAUGCUCACCUAUGUAGGACUCAGUCAGAGCAGUAAAGAGGCACUGUCCGAUGUCAAUGCCACUGGUGUGGCCAUGCUGUUUUCUGCUGGCACCUUCCUGUAUGUGGCUACGGUGCACGUUCUCCCGGAGGUGGGUGGCAUGGGGGGCCACAGCCACUCGCCGGCAGGGAGUGGAGGGAAAGGACUGAGCAAAGUGGAGGUUGGAGCUCUGGUGCUAGGAUGUCUGAUACCACUGGUGCUCUCCAUCGGCCAUCAGCACUAGAGGUCUUCACUUGAAGCAACAUAGAGGAAGGCGAAACCAUACCAGAAAGAGCGAAUGGGACUUUGAAUAGCGUUGGCCAAACAAGAACCUCACAUAAUUGGUUUGAAUCAUGUCUCUCAGUUUAUUCAAGUUGGUGAUUGGAUUGAAUGUAAGAACAUUCGAGAUGGGGACAGGAUUUGGGAAGCAUCUAUAGACUUCCGGAACGGGUGGCCCCGCCCCUCCACAAAGCACUAUGUGCUGACAUCUUGCAUUGACUAUACACAAAUAAUCAUGUGUCCAACUCUCUCCUUUUUUUCUUUUUUUCUUUUUUUGGGGUUUAUAAGGAUAGAUUGUGGUGGGGUUGGCAUGCAGGCUUUAAAUUUGGCAUUCUACUAGAUUUUGUAUGGAAUAUGUUCAUGAAUCUUUUAAAAUAGUUAAUUAAAAGUCAGUGUUUUUCAACCUUACAAACAUGUUAAACACAUGAGCCCCAAGAUUGUAAUUGUGAGUGUUUUUCCCCUAUCUUUUGCACAUAUCUUCAGUAAUGAUUUGUACAUGAAAAAUGUACUUGAUAUUCCAGUAAUCAAUAUGCUUCUCUAUAAUUAUGAAAACAUUCAAUGAAGUAUGGGCUAGUUUUGUUGUCAAACUUUGUUACUGCCAAAAUGUUUUCCUUCUUGGGUCACUCAUUAAAUGUAUGAAUUUGUUGGAGAAUCUUGGCAUGUAUAGAUAGUUAUUGAACAAACAUGAUAUCUAUAUUUGGUGGUUGUUCAUCUGGUGAACCACUGAUGGAUCAAUGUUUCCUGGUCUUUAUAUUAAGCUUUUCUUUUUGAAAGAGGUUGUUUUUUAGAUUAUUGUAUGCCGUUUUUAACCCAGUUAUGACACUUAAAAAGUUCAGUGUCCAAAGGCUUAGCUGUUGGACAUAUUGUUCUUUUUAGUUCAGUGCAUGCACAUCUUUGUUAUUUGACUUUUAAUGACUCAAUCCUGAUUGGUUGUUGAAUCAUGGAAAAAGGAUCUGAUUGGUCAUUCAGAUGUUUUGUACUGUGAUACCUGCUCGGAGCAGAGACUGUGUACUGUAAAUAUCUAUUCUCUGUAUGAAUGACAAACAAAUGCUCUGGACCAGUGGUUCCCAACCCUGUUCCUGAAGGCCCUCCAACACUACACAUUUUGGAUAUCUCCCUAAUCAAACACACCUGAUUCAGCUCAUCAGCUUGUUAGUGGAGACUCCAAGACCUGAAUUGGAUGUAUCAGUAAAGGGAGACAUACAAAAUGUGCAUUGUUGGGGGGCCUCCAGGAACAGGGUUGGUAACCACUGCUCUGAACAAAAAGAAAUCUCCUAGACUCCCUAUUUGACAUGCUGUUCGACACCCUGUUAUCUCUCAUAGUCUAACUUCAGUUUAUGUAAUAAGUGGGGAAUUGUGAUUGUUUUUAAUUACAUUUAUGACAUUGAUACUUUCAUUUUAUAUGGGUCCUCAUUGUCUUAACUGGUCCCACAGAGAAAUCGAGGUCAGUUGAGAAGAAUACAUGAUGGAUCUGUGAUCCUGUAGGUGGUGAUGGUGUAGUGGUGGCAUAGUGGUUACCUGGCUGGUAACCUAAAUGUUUUAGAUUCAAAACCUGAUUCAUGAACUUGGCAGGCUGUUGUGUAUCACCAAUGUGUUCACAAGCAAGUUACUGUAUGGUUGCUCAUCGGAAAGCUUAGGUAUGCAAGUGUUAAAAGAUUUUCAGUGCAAACUUGGACACCGGCAACUACUCAUGGGGCUUAAAUUGUGUUGCCAUCUGAGAGUAGUCUACUAUGAAAGCUGAGUUAGUGCUUUUAGCUCUCUAGCCCCCUCAUCUUUCUUAAUGUGGAAGAUACGCUGUUGAGCAUAGGCUCCAUGCUUACUUGCAGAUAGUAUGUCUUUUAAGACCCAAUUAAAAGGGAAAUAGGAGGUAAACUAGCCUCAUUUAAACCCAACAACGUGACCUUCACCCAGUGAUUUGGGACAGAUACGAAAUAAAACAGAAUUAUUAUGGAGAUGGUAAAGUGAAGUUUUGUGCCAUAUUGUUUUGUCUUAUUUUUACCGGUUUUAUGCCCACAGCUCUGUUACUUGGUUGGAUCUGUUGAGAUAGAGGAUGUGCAGGAAGGGUAAUCAUAUAUAGGAAAUAGCUUUUACAAUGACAAGGUGAGGGAUUGGAGGGGUGGGGCAUAUUGACAUCAAAGGCUGAGUUGUGAGGGCUUUUAUGUGAUCAUUCCACAAGAGAAGUAUGCCUUAUUUUUGUCUCGAUUGUCUAACUUAAAAUGGUUGCAAAACUCUCUGUUUAUGGUGAUUUGAAUAAACUUAUUUUCUUUUUUAAUGGAUGCAAAUCUUACUACGUACCUUAUUUUGCCUGUGUAAUAACAUUUUGAACUGCAUUGAAAAAUACUUUCAGAUUGUAAAAUAAAGCAGCAAAUAAA
Myxocyprinus asiaticus (Chinese sucker) is the source of this 3849-nucleotide messenger RNA. RefSeq names its product zinc transporter ZIP9. The record is from RefSeq and is a predicted model, not a curated record. The transcript is spliced from 7 exons. Gene Ontology annotation, biological process: transmembrane transport; zinc ion transport. Bases 513 to 1442 code for a protein of 309 amino acids. NCBI's taxonomy places the organism in Eukaryota, Metazoa, Chordata, Actinopteri, Cypriniformes, Catostomidae. Gene Ontology annotation, cellular component: membrane. Gene Ontology annotation, molecular function: metal ion transmembrane transporter activity.